Dermacentor albipictus is the source of this 1134-nucleotide messenger RNA. Its product is annotated as type I phosphatidylinositol 4,5-bisphosphate 4-phosphatase-B. Gene Ontology annotation, biological process: phosphatidylinositol dephosphorylation. The record is from RefSeq and is a predicted model, not a curated record. Gene Ontology annotation, cellular component: late endosome membrane; plasma membrane; lysosomal membrane. Gene Ontology annotation, molecular function: phosphatidylinositol-4,5-bisphosphate 4-phosphatase activity. Lineage: Eukaryota; Metazoa; Arthropoda; Arachnida; Ixodida; Ixodidae.
UCGCCUCCUCGCUGAAAUUUGUGUGUCACAUGUUUGUUGUCUUGGCAUAAUGGAUCUGAGGGACGAUACAGCUGAGCGAACGCCGCUACUGCAGGAGCAGUCGGAUUCAUCGUUUCCUAGCUACAACGUCCAAGCCAGGGAUGAACUGCCACCGCCCUACAGUCCUCAGUAUGCUGCCCAAGGGAACAUUGUUCCAUGCCGAGUCUGUGGCUAUGUCAUCGACAUCACCAAUCGCCGAGACCAACAUGUGGUCAAGUGUUCUCGCUGUAAUGAGGCUACGCCAAUCCGUCAUGCACCUCAUGGCAAAAAGUAUGUACGCUGCCCAUGCAACUGCUUGCUGAUCUGCAAUGUGACAUCUCAAAGGAUAGGCUGCCCAAGAGCCAAUUGCCAUCGAAUCAUCAACUUGGCUCCUAGCACGACCAACAUUCCUCCUGCCUCUGUGCCUGGACUUUGUCGAGUAUCUUGCGUUCAUUGCCAGCAAACUUUUUUGUUCAACACGUUGAGCAAUGCUCUAUCUCGAUGCCCGCACUGCAGAAAAGUCUCAUCUGUAGGUCCCCAGUUUGCCCGCACGAGAGGAAUUUUGUCGCUUAUCUUGGCUCUGGUGAUCUUGGCAAUCACGCUUGGAAUCACACUUGGAACAUACCAGUAUGCUGUUGAAAAGAAGGGUAUUUACGUUGUCUACGCAUGUGGCCUGAUCGCAUUCCUCCUGUUCCUGCUUCGCUCUCUCUAUUAUCUCACCAUGAGGGUGUCGCACAUUGAAGAGCCUGCGUGAAGUUUGAGUUACCAUGGUGUUGUUGACAAGGCAUUGGAAGCCUUUUGAAAAUGGCUGCACCUUAUGCUCUGCUAUAUUAUUCCAAUAGCCGCUUCAUCCAGGUCUGAAAGCUGGAAGAAGUUCUACACUUUUUUUUUCAUUUUUCUUUGUGUGUGCUGCAAUUCUGUACAUAAUAGUUUGCUCUUAAAGCACUGGUAAGGUAGCUCUGUUGUGGGCAUGUUUUAGUUCUCACAGAAGCACCCACCAGAAGGCUGUGUGUUUGUGUUGCAACAUGUAUUGCUUUUCCUUAUGUAAAAUUUGUUUUGCUAUUAAUUUUCGAACUGAUGUUUGAAUGGGAAAUAAAAGCACUGAAUUUUCCCUGA